AUGGGUUCACGGAAGCGCUCCUAUCUUGUCGAUCACUUUGAUGAAGGAAUUGUGCUAGAGUACAUUAUCCUGUACUCACAAGCAAGCAGUCUCGCCGAAAAAGCACCAAUCACUAGUAAGAAAGAUAUGAAGGGCUUACUGGACAGCCAAUGA
Molecule: messenger RNA, 153 nt
Organism: Plenodomus lingam JN3
Lineage: Eukaryota; Fungi; Ascomycota; Dothideomycetes; Pleosporales; Leptosphaeriaceae
Source: RefSeq, a predicted model, not a curated record